Messenger RNA from Ficedula albicollis (Collared flycatcher), 1400 nucleotides. RefSeq names its product SET domain containing 4 (gene SETD4). NCBI's taxonomy places the organism in Eukaryota, Metazoa, Chordata, Aves, Passeriformes, Muscicapidae. Bases 95 to 1372 code for a protein of 425 amino acids. The record is from RefSeq and is a predicted model, not a curated record. The transcript is spliced from 9 exons. Gene Ontology annotation, molecular function: protein binding; histone H3K4 methyltransferase activity; transcription coactivator activity. Gene Ontology annotation, biological process: peptidyl-lysine trimethylation; peptidyl-lysine monomethylation; positive regulation of transcription by RNA polymerase II.
GCGGGAGGGACUGGCGGAGGGGACAGCGAGGGAGUGUCGGUGUUUGUGUCCCCCUUCGCAGAUUCUCUAAAAAAGGCAGAAUCUCUUGCUUAAUAUGAAGAAAAGCAGAGGUCGGACAGGUCGAAAGAGAAGAAGAAAACACUUGAAGAGUUUUAAGGAUGGAGUCAACUGCAGUCACAAGCUGGAAUACAUUAAACUGAAGAAGUGGCUGAAAGAGAGAGGAUUUGAAGACAGUAAUUUAAGGCCAGCAGAGUUCUGGGAGACAGGAAGAGGAUUGAUGACAACCAAAGCUCUGCAGACAGGAGAUCUGAUUAUUUCCUUGCCUGAGAAGUGUUUGCUCACCACGGGCACCGUCCUCAGCAGCUGCUUGGGAGGACACAUUGUGAAAUGGAAGCCCCCUGUGUCUCCUUUGCUGGCACUGUGCACGUUUUUGAUAGCAGAGAAACAUGCUGGGGAGAAAUCUGCAUGGAAGCCCUACCUGGAUGUUCUACCCAAAACCUACACUUGCCUUGCUUGUUUGGAACCUGAUGUCAUAAAUCUUCUCCCCAAACCCUUAAAAAAGAAGGCUCAGGAGCAAAAAAUGAUGAUCCAAGAGCUGUUCAGGUCUUCCAAAGCUUUCUUCUCUUCCCUGCAGCCUUUAUUUGCUGAGAACACAGGAACUAUUUUUAAUUACAGUGCUUUGGAGUGGGCUUGGUGCACUAUAAAUACCAGGACAAUCUACAUGAAACAUCCACGCAGGGAAUGCUUUUCCCUGGAGCCAGAUGUUUAUGCAUUGGCACCAUAUUUAGAUUUGCUAAACCACAGCCCAAAUGUUCAGGUCAAGGCUGCAUUUAAUGAACAGACAAGGAGCUAUGAAAUUUGGACAAAUUCACAGUGCAAAAAAUACCAGGAGGUUUUUAUCUGCUAUGGACCUCAUGAUAAUCAGAGGCUGCUGCUGGAAUAUGGAUUUGUUGCCAUGGACAACCCUCACAGCAGUGUUUAUGUCUCAUCAGAACUAAAAAGAAAUCCCUGGGGAAGGUUACAAGUCCAGGUGAGGGCAGGGCACGUUUGGCAUCCAGCUGGGGAGUGCAGCAGUUUGAAUAAUUCUGUGUUCUUCAAACAUUUUGGUUCCAGUGCCUGCUGGAGGAGGAUCCUGCUUGGUGAUAUCAUUUCAGCCAGGAAUGAACAGCAGGCUUUGGGUACAGCAGCAAAAAUUUGUCAGUUUUUAAUAGAGGAGACCCAGCAUGUCCUUCUCCAGAUUUCCCAGCUGAAAAGGGAGAAAGAGAACCUCAAAUCCCACUUGGCUUUGGUGGAAAUGCUGCAUUCAGAAAACCUCAAGAUCCUUGAAAAAUCAGCUGAGAUUCUUUGCAACUUGAAUUUAGGAACAACUUAGGAACUGGAGCUGUGACAGCUGUAAUUGG